GUGUUUACGUUGAGAUGCUCACAACAAAGGACAGCGCACCACGGACACUGUCAUUUUAAAUCAAGCACUGGAUAUUUACUGAAACGGGACAAUUUACAACUUACAAUAACAAGGACACAAAGCCAAGUCUCUCAGCCUUCAUCUGGUCUCUCUUUUUACGUGGCACGCCUUUGUUUUCUUAUGGUUAGACAGCUUCCAGCGGAGAAAUUCAAGACAAAAAUCUCUUUUUUUUGUACCGGUUAAUUGUUAGCUAGCCUGCUAGCCUCAGCAAGUUCGGAGAAAGCAUCUGCUGAGGACAACAUUAAACAGAGACCACAGCAGACACACUGGACAUAAGCAUCCCGCCAGUGUGUUCGCGGGCAGGACCAGUAUGAGACAUGAGCUGAGGCUGAGCUGACCCUCCCCCUCUCCUCUCCCCCUGUGCCCCUUCCCCCGUGCCCUCCCUGUGUCCCCUCCCUGACGCAGCUCCUGCUCUUCCUGCUCCGUCCCUCCAGAGGCCCGGCCCGAUGUACUCCCCAGAGGACACCAUCUCCACCACCGCCUCCACCAAAGUGCCAGUCAAGUACGGGGAGCUCCUUGUGCUGGGGUACAAUGGCUCACUGCCGAACGGGGACCGCGGCAGACGCAAGAGUCGUUUUGCACUAUGUAAAAGACCCAAAGCAAACGGAGUCAAGCCCAGCACAGUCCACGUCGCCUGCUCUCCACAAGCAGCCAAGGCCAUAAGCAACAAAGACCAGCACAGCAUUUCCUACACCCUGUCCCGAGCCCAGACGGUGGUGGUGGAGUACACACAUGACAGCAAUACAGACAUGUUCCAGAUUGGACGAUCCACAGAGAGCCCCAUAGACUUUGUGGUGACAGACACUAUCGCAGGCAGCCAGAGUAACGCAGACACUCAGUCAGUCCAAAGCACCAUCUCCAGAUUCGCCUGUCGCAUCAUGUGCCAGCGCACGCCGCCUUACACUGCGCGCAUCUACGCCGCGGGCUUCGACUCCUCCAAGAACAUCUUCCUUGGGGAGAAAGCUGCUAAAUGGAAGACACCAGACGGUCAAAUGGAUGGACUGACCACAAACGGUGUGUUAGUGAUGCAUCCUCGCAACGGCUUCAGCCAGGACUCGAAGCCUGGCGUCUGGAGAGAGAUCUCUGUCUGUGGCAAUGUCUUCACACUGAGAGAGACACGCUCAGCACAGCAGAGAGGGAAGAUGGUGGAGACUGAGAGCCAGGAGCUGGUGGAUGGUUCCCUUAUUGACUUGUGUGGUGCAACGCUGUUGUGGAGAACAGCUGAAGGACUGGCGCGCACUCCCACACUCAAACACUUGGAGGCGCUACGACAAGAGAUCAAUGCAGCACGUCCACAGUGUCCUGUGGGCUUUAACACUCUGGCCUUUCCCUCCAUGCGGCGCAAGGACACUCCUGAUGAGAAGCAGCCCUGGGUUUAUCUGCAGUGCGGCCAUGUGCACGGCUACCACAACUGGGGCGGCCACCUUGAGGAGCGGGAGGGGCGGGAGGGUCGCCUUCGAGAGUGCCCCAUGUGCCGGGCCAAGGGUCCUUAUGUUCCGCUGUGGUUGGGCUGCGAGGCGGGCUUCUAUGUGGACGCUGCUCCGCCCACUCAUGCCUUUAACCCCUGCGGCCAUGUUUGUUCUGAGAAGACAGCCUCCUUCUGGAGUCAGAUUCCUCUGCCCCACGGCACGCACACUUUCCACGCAGCCUGCCCGUUCUGUGCGCAGCAGCUGAGUGGGGAGCAGGGCUACGUCAGACUCAUCUUCCAGGGACCUCUGGACUAGUCUCAGCGUGGGAGGAGCAUGCGGCAGUGACUGCUUUAACACUAACUCUGUGUUUCAAGGCUGUUUUCUGCAGUAACACAAACUGACAUUUUGUCUCUUAUUUUUAAGUGACCUUUGUAUUGCUUUUUCACACAUGACAAAAAGAUGUCUAUAUUUUCAUGAAACCAGAGACACAGAAACCAAACCAAGAACACUGCUGCGUAAAAUGAUGUUUCAUUUAACAGUAUUCACCUGUACAACUGUAGGGCAAACAUACAGUGUUUAUGUUCCUGUUGCAAUACUUCCCUGUGUACAUGUGUCAGAGCUGAUGUUUAUUUAUGAGAACAGCCUUUAUCCCUCAGACCUUCAGCAUUUGAAAGUACACUUUAUUGUGGAGACGGUGUGGGUUUGGUCUGAGGAUCAUGUUUCUAUGUUUGUCUGUCCCUUAUCCACUGAUCUACGAUCUGUGUCGUAUUUAUUCCCUCUUCUAACUUGAGUGUGACUUUGUAUUGGGUGUAACCUCUUCAGUUUGACUUUCCUCUCACUCGGAAACAUGCAUCAUUGGCCUUUCACAUUCAAAGCAAUACAUUUGGGAAUCUCCCCAAAGCAUUAUGGAAAAAUAAGGCAUCUGUGUAAGCAGCCAUCCCUUUAAAGAGGAAACAUUGUACGGAUGAGUGAAUGUUACAACAGAUCAGCCACAACACUGCAGUAUGUAGCAAGACAAACGUCAAAAUCACACUAACACAAGGAGGCAGACAUGUGUUUUUUUCACUUGAAAGUUGUGGCUUGUAAACGUAAAAGUUAGCCAGCAUUCAGACACAGCAGCAUUCAGACAGUAGCUGUUUUAAUCAGAUUUGCACUAAUACUAUAUUAGAAGACUCCAAUUGCCAUAAAAUAUUAGACACAGAUACGUCUGAAUAUGAAAACAUGUUUUCAAUCUAUAUGCAAAUUUGUCUCAAAUGAAACAAGCUACUCAUCACAUAAUACAAACUGUCAGGACUGUUGCAUUCACUGUAGCCCCAGUUCAGUCACUCUACCCCAGGACAGCUGUGGCCAUAGAUGCAGCUCAUCACCAAGUGUAGAGUGAAUGAGUACUGACCAUCAAGUGGCACAAGUGCAAAACAAUUUUACAUACAUAAUAGCCAGUCAUUUGAUUAUACCAAAUUAAACUCUUCUUUUCUUCUGUAAAAAAUGAAACAUUUUGAAGGUUGUAGCAGUCUUGAUAUUUUGCAUGCUCAUUGACAAGAUCAGGUGCAAAGAACUGAGACACGCACUGUAGAAGCCUUCCCUCCAAAACAGCCUUUACCUCCUGGUAGGUCACAUGUUCACAGCUGGAGUGUGUGUAUUAGGCUGUAUACGCCUAUGAAUGUUUGUCUGUCCACAUAGUUUUCACCAAGGUCUUCCUUUUACUUGGACUGCAACACACAGCUCACCUCAGGGAGAAACUUACCGCCCAGCUGAAUAAUUGCAUACAGAUAUAAAUAAGGUCUAAUGAGGAUACCUCCACAAAGGUCAGUGCUUUUGUUUGUCUUGUGGAGAAGGCACACGAUAAAGGGCUUCUUCACUCUACUGUUAUGUCCAUGACUGUCUGUAUCUGUCCUGCCAUAGUCCUCCUGCUCCUGCACUGUCCCUCCUCUCCUUGUGCUUACAGGCGAACGAAUGUUUGAAGCAUACACUUUUGUAACAACUUUAAACAAUAAAGUGUAAAAGUGAA
Periophthalmus magnuspinnatus is the source of this 3477-nucleotide messenger RNA. RefSeq names its product pellino E3 ubiquitin protein ligase 1b (gene peli1b). Gene Ontology annotation, biological process: regulation of Toll signaling pathway; protein K48-linked ubiquitination. Lineage: Eukaryota; Metazoa; Chordata; Actinopteri; Gobiiformes; Gobiidae. The record is from RefSeq and is a predicted model, not a curated record. Gene Ontology annotation, molecular function: ubiquitin protein ligase activity; protein binding. The coding region runs from base 507 to 1784 and encodes 425 amino acids. The transcript has 7 exons.